This is a messenger RNA of Macroventuria anomochaeta, 543 nucleotides long. RefSeq lists its product as uncharacterized. The record is from RefSeq and is a predicted model, not a curated record. NCBI's taxonomy places the organism in Eukaryota, Fungi, Ascomycota, Dothideomycetes, Pleosporales, Didymellaceae. Bases 1 to 543 code for a protein of 180 amino acids. The transcript is spliced from 2 exons.
AUGGCGACAACCGAUCCCGAUUCCUCCCUCACCCCCUCAGAGCCCACCCUCCCCAAGCUCAGCCAACAUGACUUCCGCAUCUACAACCGCAUGGCCGAGCACAUGGACUACUUCCACAACCACUUCCGCGAGACCUGGAAUGUGCUGUAUGGCGCGUGUGAGACGGGGAAGAGGAGUAAGGGUAUGAGUAUUAGGCAGUUUAUUGGCAUGGGGCAGCAGUUUUGUGCGCAGUUGGAGAUGCAUCAUGGGAUUGAGGAGAGGCAUAUCUUCCCCGUCCUCGCCAAGAAAAUGCCGGCCUUCAAGAAAGAGCUGGAACUCCUUACACAACACAAACAGAUCCACGCCGGUCUUGAUAAGCUUACUAAGUACCUAGAUGAGUGUAAUAGCGGAGAGCGCGAGCUAAGGUUAUCCGAGCUGAAGGAGAUUCUGGAUGGGUUUGGGAAGGUGCUGUGGCAGCAUUUGGACGAUGAGGUUAAGGAGUUGGGCGCGGAGAAUAUGAGGAAGUAUUGGAGCAAGGAGGAGAUGGUCAGGAUGCCAAUGUAA